GCGCCUCUGAACCUCCGCGGACGCCCAAGGUUUCGGCUGCUGCUCCCCUGGCGGCUACCCUUAACCAAAUCUCUUGCGGGUGGGUACGGCAGCUCUUUAGGGACAGAAAUCUUCCCUCUUCGUUGCGCUCUGCUUCGUACUUCGUAUUUUGGGCAAAUCUGAGAAGGCGGGUAUUAGCGCCUCUAUUGAGCUGCUACCAGAGAGGUAGGAGAAGGCUGAGCCUGGCGCGGAGUUCGGGCUGACUGGGGCCUAGGCCCGUGAAACGCCGUCGCUGCCCGGAUGUUGCGAUGGCUGAUCGGGGGAGGCCGAGAACCUCAGGGACUGGCCGAGAAAUCUCCUUUACAGACAAUAGGUGAAGAACAAACCCAGAACCCCUACACUGAACUGCUUGUACUGAAAGCUCAUCAUGAUAUUGUACGGUUUCUGGUACAGUUAGAUGAUUACAGAUUUGCAUCUGCUGGUGAUGAUGGAAUUGUAGUUGUGUGGAAUGCCCAGACAGGAGAAAAACUUUUGGAACUCAAUGGACACACUCAAAAGAUAACAGCUAUUAUUACAUUUCCUUCUUUGGAAGCUUGUGAAGAAAAAAAUCAACUGAUCUUGACAGCCUCUGCUGACAGAACAGUUAUUGUAUGGGAUUGUGAUACUGGCAGACAAGUUCAGAAAGUGUCAUGCUUCCAGUCUACUGUAAAGUGUUUAGCUCUUCUUCAGAGACUAGAUGUUUGGCUUUCUGGUGGGAAUGACCUCUGUGUGUGGAACCGAAAAUUAGAUCUCCUGUGUAAGACUAGUCACCUUUCUGAUACAGGGAUCAGUGCUUUGAUUGAAAUACCUAAGAACUGUGUUGUGGCAGCAGUUGGCAAAGAACUGAUAAUUUUCAGGCUGGUAGCACCCACAGAGGGAUCACUAGGAUGGGAUAUUCUUCAAGUUAAGCGCCUUCUUGAUCACCAGGAUAAUAUUCUCUCACUGGUUAAUGUCAAUGAUUUGAGUUUUGUAACUGGCUCCCAUGUUGGAGAGCUCAUCAUCUGGGAUAUCCUGGACUGGACUGUGCAGGCCUGUGAACGCAACUUCUGGGACCCAUCUCCACAGCUGGACACUCAGCAAGAAAUAAAACUCUGUCAAAAGCCAAAUGACGUUUCUAUUCAUCAUUUCACAUGGGAUGAAGAGAAUGUAUUUGUUGCAGUUGGAAGGGGUUUAUACGUGUAUAACCUUCAAAUGAAGCGUGUGAUUGCGUGCCAGAAAACUGCACAUGACUCCAAUGUCCUGCACGUUGCCAAACUUCCAAACAGGCAGUUAAUCUCAUGCUCAGAAGAUGGCAGUGUACGCAUUUGGGAGUUACGAGAAAAACAGCAGCUUGCAGCUGAACCUGUACCAACAGGUUUUUUUAACAUGUGGGGAUUUGGAAGAGUAAAUAAACAAGCCAGCCACCCUGUUAAAAAACAACAAGAAAAUGGCACUUCAUGUUCACUAGAGCUUAUUGGAGAUUUAAUUGGACACUCAUCAUCUGUGGAGAUGUUUCUGUACUUUGAAGAUCAUGGACUAGUGACAUGUUCUGCUGAUCAUCUCAUUAUUUUGUGGAAAAAUGGAGAACGAGAAUCUGGAUUGCGCAGCUUAAAGUUAUUUCAAAAAUUAGAGGAGAAUGGUGACUUAUAUCUUGCUGUCUAGUUUAAGGAAUU
This is a messenger RNA of Balaenoptera musculus (blue whale), 1670 nucleotides long. It is a transcript of the gene WDR41, whose product is annotated as WD repeat domain 41. Lineage: Eukaryota; Metazoa; Chordata; Mammalia; Artiodactyla; Balaenopteridae. Gene Ontology annotation, molecular function: protein binding. Gene Ontology annotation, cellular component: lysosomal membrane. The transcript is spliced from 13 exons. The record is from RefSeq and is a predicted model, not a curated record. Gene Ontology annotation, biological process: regulation of autophagy. The coding region runs from base 280 to 1659 and encodes 459 amino acids.